This is a messenger RNA of Geodia barretti, 606 nucleotides long. Lineage: Eukaryota; Metazoa; Porifera; Demospongiae; Tetractinellida; Geodiidae. The record is from the annotation of a GenBank genome assembly.
UUGGGCGUGGUGGGACGGGUGGACGGCGCGGAGGUGCGCGUCGGGAGGCGCCCGCUGUUCGACGAGAUCGCCGCUGAGAUCGAGGAGGCGCUGGUCCGAGCAGAGGCCGCUGGGCAUACCGCGGUGCUGAUCGGUCCGGGAGCGGCCGCGGAGGCCGUGGUGGCGUUGGCCGACACGGUUAAGCCCACGUCGCUUCAAGCGGUGCAGGAGCUGCGAGCCAUGGGCCUUGAGGUGUCGCUGCUGACCGGGGACAACCGCCGGACCGCUCGCUCGGUCGGCGAUGCGAUCGGGGAGGCCGGCAAGCGUGUCGCCGUGGUGGGCGACGGCGUCAACGACGCACCGGCGCUGGCCCAGGCCGACCUCGCCAUAGCGGUGGGUACCGGCGCCGACGUGGCCAUCGAGGCUUCCGACCUGACCAUUGUCGGCGGCGACCUGAGAGCGGUGCCCGACGCCAUAGCGCUGUCGCGCCGCACGCUGUCCACCAUCAAGGCCAACCUGUUCUGGGCCUUCGCCUACAACGUGGCCGCCAUCCCGCUGGCCGCCACCGGAGUGCUCAACCCCAUGGCCGCCGCGGCCGCGAUGGCGCGUCGUCGCUGUUCGUGGUGA